Dinoponera quadriceps is the source of this 9285-nucleotide messenger RNA. RefSeq names its product E3 ubiquitin-protein ligase KCMF1-like. Bases 454 to 1998 code for a protein of 514 amino acids. The transcript has 9 exons. Gene Ontology annotation, biological process: synaptic signaling. NCBI's taxonomy places the organism in Eukaryota, Metazoa, Arthropoda, Insecta, Hymenoptera, Formicidae. Gene Ontology annotation, cellular component: plasma membrane. Gene Ontology annotation, molecular function: zinc ion binding. The record is from RefSeq and is a predicted model, not a curated record.
CGCCGCACGACAGCCGUUCGAAAUUCCGUUGGCUGACUGGCGAAUUCGUAUCUCCCGCGGCCGGUGGCGUCGGAUACGCGCGGCAACGUCGCGACGUUGCGACGGGCAGAGAUCGAGGAGAUACACACGCACAACGCGCGACGUUCACCGACGUUCACCGGGAGCGUAGGUAGGUCGUCUAGCGUGACGUCACGUCGUCAGCCCAGUUGGGUUAGGUUUUACGCUGGGAAUUCUAACGACGAAAAUUUUUUGUUUGACGAUUGAUGUUUUCGCAUACGUCGCGUACGUCGUGCUGAGGCGACGCGCUAAGAGAGAGAGAGAGAGAGAGCACUUCCUACGGAGCGGGUGAUUGACGGCCAGCAGCCGAGCGCUCUCGAGGCACAGACCGUGCAACACACACGAUCGCGAGUGGUCCGCGCCUGCAUCGGCGAUAUAUGAGAUUUUAAACGGAAAAUGAGUCGACAUGAAGGAGUAAGCUGCGAUUCCUGCUUGAAGGGAAAUUUUGAAGGUCGUAGAUACAAGUGCCUGGUAUGCUACGAUUAUGAUCUAUGUGCCAGCUGCUACGAGGGAGGCGCUAGUACUACACGCCACCUCACAGAUCAUCCUAUGCAGUGCAUACUUACCAGAUCUGACUUCGAAUUGUACUAUGGUGGUGAAGGAGUGAGUGUGGAACAACCUCAAUCUUUGACUUGCCCGUACUGUACAAGAAUGGGUUUCACCGAGGCUACAUUGCAAGAACAUGUGGCUGCUGAUCAUCCAGAUACCUCGUUUGAAGUUGUAUGUCCAGUGUGUGCAGCGGUGCCAGGUGGAGAUCCCAAUCAUGUAACUGAUGAUUUUGCUGGUCACUUGACAUUGGAACAUCGGAGUGGACCAAGGGAUUUGAUCUCCUUUUUAGAUGACCCUUCAGCAGGUAGACAUGUUAGGCGGAUACCGCAUCCAUCUAGAGCUGUUGGUGCACCACGUGCACGUAGGUCCAACAUGCAUUUCAGUUCAUCUGGAGGAUUGAGCCCAAGCAGUCGGGAAGGUAUAGAUCCCAUCGCAGAAUUAUUGUCUCAAUUAUCGGGAGUACGUAGAAGUGGAGGUGGAAGUGGACAGAGUUCUUCGGCACCUACGCAACUACAGCAAUUGCAGAUGCAGCUGCAAAUAGAACGACAACAAGUUCGGGCUGCUAGACAACAACUCGAACGAUUACCUAGGAGGCAGACGCAAGUGAUCGGUUCAGUGAGUGGCAGUGGGGGUAGUAGUGGUGGUCAUUCUGCUACAAUGGCUAGCGUGGUGGCAAAUAGUACGAGUAGUAACAAUAAUGCGACUAAUGUGGCCAACCCGUCCGGUGUGUCUUCUACUAAUUCGCAGAACUUCACGUUCCUGUUACCCAGAUGCAUUACAACCACACUGUCUGAUUCGCAACUGCAAAAUAUCGAGCGCGAAAGUGCAAACAGGAGCCUUUUCGCACGCGAGCUUAUUGUCGGGACGCUUUCCCAAACAUUGUCAGAGUUGCUUCAACAGCAGUGCACCGUGCAAACGCCGGCAUCGAGUGCAACUACUGCCACUACCAGCCCCGAAACACCGAACGCUAAUACUUCCAUCGUCUCCACGAAGAAAUUGAGUUUAGCUCAGGAAGCCAAGAGGGAUCAAGCGACGAAUAAGCAGCACGUAACACAGGCGUCUGCGCAACAAUCGCACAUCCUACAGGCUGCCGCUGCUGCGGCCGUUGCCGCCGGCAGUGUAGGCUCCGCUCUACCAAAUCAGGGCUUACCCCCGAAUUCUAACAGCAUUGCGACGCAAAAUUCACCUAUAGUUCAAACUCUGAUGCAUAGUGUGUUACCUCAGCCACUGGUUUUGCAGCAACCACUGCCGCCACCAAUUAGGAAUACCGGUACUGGAACUAUCCGGGAACCGAUAGCAGCUCCAGCGCCCGCUUAUCUCAGAGGUGGAGUCGGCUCGGUCGGAGUGACGGGCUCUUCACGUAGGAAGCCGAUAAAUGAAGGAUGGUCGUGAGGAAUGGUAUGAUAAACUGUGGUGCAGAACAACGAUACUGCAUAUUUUUCAGACGACUAUUUAGAAUAUAAUUCUCGUUAUAGUAGACCCUUGUGUAUGCUUUACAAACAAUAAUAAAUCAUUGGUACGAUGUACGAAGGAAAUAAAUCACCUGCAGUUCUGUGCGAACUUCUUCGUUAUCUUUUUAAUUCGGCUCAGGUGGUGGAUUCGUGGCGCUCAGUGUGUUUCAAAGUUUCACAUUAACGAACGAAUGAUUGAAGAUGAAUAUGCAUUGGAACUACUUUUCAAACAUACAUUUAAUCACCUGUCAGACCUGCGCGCGUGAUCUGAUAAAAUUUAGCAUUAGCGGACCAUCCCUCGGCAUAUUUACGCUGCCGGAAAAAGACGUCGGUGUCGUAAAGUGGAGGGAUUACAUUUAAUAAUUAUAAAUAAUGAAUUAAUAUUUCGCAGAAUACUUAAUCUGACGCUUAUAUUGAACGCAAUAUUUAACGAUUGAAUUACUAAUAUUUAAAUACCUGUGUUUAACUAUUAUUUCUCAGAUUCUUGUAUAUCGCGAUGUAAUUGUAUAUUAUAUAUAAUUACGGAGAAUUUUGAAGAAUAAAGUUUCAUUUAACAUUAUAUAACAUUUAUACACAAUCACUCCAUUUUAAGGCAUAUUUUUUAAAAUAAUUACAGCGUUCGUACACGUUUCUUUCCCCCGCCUAAGACCAGGUUUGGGAGAUAUAUAUAUACUUACAUGUUGAAGGAGCAUAGGAUAAAAUCUCUCAUCGUGGAUCGAUCACGAUCACAAUCCUUGGUUCCUGUUUGAAUUUUGUCGAAAGCUUACAAGUGCAUUUUACAUUUUUGAGUAGAAAUAUGUUUAGUUAUAUUUCUUCUAAUACGCAAAAAAGAAAGAAAGAAAAGAAACAUUAUGUCGAAGUAUACGGAUGCAUUUGUAAAGUUUCUGCCGGGAGUGGAAGACUUCUCCGAGAUGCUCGUACAUAUAAGCGUUACUUGUGUUUCUCUCUCUUCGAGUACCAUUUUCUUCUCCCUUUUCUCUCCCUCCCUUGCAUGCUCGCUGUCGCAUAUCGUAAUCUGUCACGGCUGUUGAAAUUUUCUCUCCGAAUUACAAAUCCUCAAGAUGUGGUUCUGCGGAGACCGUGUAGCGUUUCUGACAAAAAAAAAGAAAGAGAAAAAAAAGGAUCUCUACGAAGAUCGCGUGUAUUGCUCACAUAAGCAUGAGAAUUUACAUGAGGAUAAAACGAACGAAGAAGUUAAAGUGCGCUCAGUGCGUAAAUUUGUCGUUGUGCUAAUAGCACUGAACUUUCAGAGCUCUUAUUUUCCGUGUGCAAAAUCGAAGAACUUCGAGAUCGAGUUGAACAAGAGGGCAAGGAUACACCCAAAGAGCAACCCCUCCUGGAUGUUUUAUUCGUCUUUUAUCUGUAGCCGAUGUAAUGUAAACGUUUAAACCGAGUGUUCUUCUAAAUAACUGUGUCGCGACUCUGUGUGUAUACUUUGUACCGUGCGUAGUCAGUCGCAGCCCGCGAAUUAGACCUGAAACAAAGCGAGCAAGACGCACCUAACUGCCUUACAUAAUGCGAAAUGCAUGAGGAAUUGAGGGGAGAAGCCAGACACUCCCCUCUUCCCGUUGGAUGUGUAUCUGCAUUGCGAGAGUCCUUGCGUGAUGACGCUCCGAUGAAGCGAAUAUAUAUUGUACUUUCAGCCUAUCUUAAUAAACAUGUGCGUACGUAAAAUCGACAGAUAUUGCAGAUAUCGAGCGAGGAUUUGUUGCACUGUCGUCGUAUUUUUCUUCAGGUGGUCGUUCAAAUUAACGUUACGAUGUGGCGCGACUAAGAAUGGAAAUAUGUUCACUUAUUUCUUCUAAUACGCAAAACAAAAAAGAAAAGAAGCAUUAACAGUUGAGAGUAUAACAUUGCAACUCGAAAGCCUGUUGAAAGGAACGAAGCAAGACUCCAAAAUAACGCGAGUUUAAUUCCCCGAUUUCCGUCGGUCGUCUUAAUCGAGCGUAAGAUGUGUCUUGUCCGAAUUCGAACACGUAGCGGGGAUCCUCCUCGUUCGUAUGCGAAAGAUUACGUUUCCCUUGUUUCCAAGUCACUGUCAUGUUACUGAAUCCUCUCUUUUUCCCCGUUCGAAAUAUAUUAUUAUCAAGGGUGUUGUGGGAAGAAAGGAUUCGCCAACUUUUUUAAUUCGAUUCGCGCGUCUUCCGACCGAAUUAAUUUUUGUAAACGCGUUUUCGCUCUUUAUAAGUUAUCUCUUAUAAACUCUAGACACAACAAUGUUAUUCCCGAUUCAAGUUUAGGUAUAUUUUUUUAUUUCAAUGAAAACAAAAAGAUAUGACAAAAUAUCGCUAUGUUGUUUUCAAGGAAAAGCGGAGCGCAAAUUCGACCGAAACCGUUUCUGAAGUUUCGAAUCCUUUUUCUCAACACCGAAAAUCCGUGUAUUAUAACUAGGUGGCUUUUGAAAGAUUCUAGGAGAGACGGAUUGAAGACAUUUCAAUCCAAAUGUUCUUGAUACCUUCCCCAAAGGUCAUCGUCAUUCAACGAUCGAUCAAUAGCUCGAUUUGCGAAUUCGAAGAAAGUGUCGCGAUUUGUGAAUUUAUUGCGAAAAUGACACGAUUUUGCUAAUAUCGCGCACGAAUACACCUCGAGCGGAAUCGGAAUCGAGCACACACAAUAAUCACACACAUAUUCACUCACACACACAUCCGUCAUUGCGACUUCGGUGAAAAAGUACGUGCGACAUUUCCCUUCCUCCUUCGUUCCCCCUCUUCUCUUCAUUGAACAAAGUUGUCUCGUCGCUCUCCACAUAAAUCGUGUUUCGAUUUGUAUUUACUAUAUUUUACGUAACAUUGUCUACAUCACAUAAGUAAAUUAUAUAUAUAUAUAUACGUGUGUAUAUAUAUAUAUAUAUAUAUAUAUGUAUAUACACAUACAUAUAUAUAUAAAACACACACACAGGGGCAAAUUCACGUGUUAUACACGUGACAGCAUAUCGUUAUCGCUUCACACGAUUAUGUCCGCGCACGUGUCGAGGUGAAUUUGAGGUAACAAUAACAAGGCGAUUGUAGGUGAUGAAAGACACGCGAUGCGAUUGGAAGAGGAAAGGAAGAGAGGAAAAAGAUCGAAAGGAGCUAAGCGGGACGAGUGUGUAUAAAGCGAUGAAACGAUGAACAUUCGAACCCGGUGAUUUAUUAAGAAUUGCAUUACGCUCUUACUACCUUUACCGUUUGUUAACGUUACGAUUAAUUAUUGAUUUAAUAGGCUUAAGGCUUAAGGUAUCUCUAUAUUUGCGGCCCAAUACUGCGGACGGUGCCUGAUUGUAACAUACUAGACAAUUAACUGAUCAUUUUAACCGGAGGGAAUGUCGUAGACGUCACGAGCGUUGCGUUGAGCGCGUGUGUGUGUGUGAGUGUAUUAAUGUGCGCGUGCGACUGCGUAUGUACCACAUUCGCAGCGCGAUUGUUCGACUGUGAAACGUGAGAAAGGUGUUCCCAGUGUGUGUGCGCACUCGUCUUCGUUAAAACGCUUUUCUUUCUUUCUCGCGCACACGAAAGCAGCGAAAUAUGUUUCCGAAACGAGAGAGAAAGAGAGAGAAAAAACAAGUAAUUUCGAUGGUGAUCACUUUUCUCACGUUUGCCACGUUUGUCGUUAGCAAAGCGUGCGGAGUCCUGCAUGCGGUGUCCUGCGUGCGUAUCUCUAACGUCCGUUUAACGGACUAACGUUAGCGAGGAACACAACAUGUCUGUAUGAAAUGCCGAGCGAGAGUAAUGUACAUAGAACACGAAAAAGAUUAAUUUGACAUGAAUAUGGAAAGCACACGCACGCACACAACGUGAUGAGAGUCGCAGCGUGGUAAUCGUAUUUGUAGAUAAGCGGGGAUACAUCAACGAUGACACCUCUCAGUCACUGCGAGCCGCAAUAUGUCAAUCGAGCCCGAUGCCCGAUGUGACGAUCGCGCUAUAAUAAUCGCCCUUUUUGCACGGAGAGGAAGAGAGGCCCCUCGCGAGGAAACCUAUCAAACGUCCUUUUGUUUCACGUAGCGGCACACCUUCUUCCUUUCGUGUUCCACUUUCCGAGGUAACCUUGUAAACCACUUGAAAAGUCAGCGAGGAAUGUAAGAGAAAUGCGACUCGAAGGAACAAUCGUUUCCGGCUGUACGAAUGGACCGAAGGCGAGAUACUUGGAGACAAAUAUUUCGCCGUUGAUCGAUCAAUAUGCAAGCGACUGUGACUCGCAACUGGCAUAAUUCCGCCGAUUCAGUCUCUGAUAGUGCAAAUACUCGGGCAUAAAUCCCGCAUCAAUUCUCGUGAUUAUAUAUUGUUGCGUAUAAAGAGACAUAGAGAGAGAGAGAGAGAGAGAGAGAUCAUAUAUUUUCUUCUCUGUUUAAUAUCGUAAUCUGAAUCUUCGGCGAAAUUGCGUCUGUUUCGGGCAUCGCUGAUAGAAGCGCAUCCCAGACAGCACAAAUCUCCUCGGGACAUCCUGAGGAUGUUCUGAAGAUGUUCUAAAGACGUCUACAGAACGUCCACGGGAUAUUUCGCGCUUUUUGGGAUAGUACAGCCGAAAGUUACGUUUUUUUUUCCCGUUCCGACGGCGUGUCGUCUCCCACGCGAAGUGUAGUCAAAGUACGGAGAGCAGAGACGCAUGCAUGAUAAAAGAGAGAGAAACCGUAGAAAUUAGGAAAGUCGUAUGUAGUAGAUGUAUAAACCGGUAGAAAAGGAGAGCGCGCGCUAAUGACCGUAGUUACUGAUGCGACCCGACUCCCCUCAAAAAAAAGAAAAAAAAAGAAAAAAGAGAGAAAGAAGAAAAUUCUAAACGCGAGUUUGCCAUUAUAUUGCUCCUUCGAGGAAUCGGGGUGCGGUGUAUGGGAGAUGUGCAGGAGAGUACGGUGUAAAAGGUGGUCUGGGAAAUCGGUGUCCCGAGGGAGGUCCUUUCUUUCGUCAGAUAGGACCGAAUAGAAACGUGUAAAAAUGUACGAAUUUGCAAAAAAAAAUUCGACGUUCGUUUCCUAUUUUUUCUUACGUAUCGCCCGUGUUAAGAAACUGGCGGAAAAGAACGUGGUUCCCUUCUCCUUUAGUGUCACAUAUAUAAAAUAAUCAUCAUCGGAUAUGUCUUUUCACCUGCGAAUUCUUCGAUGAAUUGAAUUUGAAAUCAGUGUGUUCUUUCCGAAAGAGAGAUAGAAAAUAUCGCGGCUCUAAUAAUUCCCGAGAAACUGAAAACACAGCGUUCUCCUGGACGAUGAAAUUUCUAAGCGGCACCUGGCCAGCAAAGCCGUGAUUCUCCGACCCGAAUACUAGGAUUUUACCUCAAGGAUGUUUUCAUUCGAGGCUUAGAGAGAAACAUUAUACGGGAAAGUAAACGUAAAACCAUCGAUGUUUCCGAGGACGGAGAAAUCGAUUCACUGAAGAAUCCGUAAGCGAAGGAGAACCGUUCGGUGAUCGCGCUAUGCCUUGUGUGCGGGUAUCCGAGUGUUGAAAUUCGUAGUUACCGAGUUACAUUCGCAUUGUCGAGAUUUACGGAAGACCGAGGAAACGGUCCGGAGAAAACGAUCGACUACGAGCUCGCCACCAAUUUCUUCGACGGAUACCCCAUACAUUCGCGAUCGGGACGAGCGGAGGACGGAGGAGGGGAGACUUUGUGUUAUUUGUCCGGUAAAUUUGAUCCCGAUCGAUGAUGAUGAUCCGAGGUGCCGAUAGGUUUAUAUUCGCGGCAAAUAUUCCGCAAAAAGCCGCCUCUCGACAAGAGCUAUGUGUUUCCUUUGUCGGCACGGUCGCGUUAAGGUCGCGUAAUACUGUCCGUCUUAGACGAAGAGUAGAAGGUCACCAUAUUAGAAAUUCGUCGUCGUCGGCUUCGAAAGCUUGAAGAGAAGAAAAAAAGAACGAUCCGCGUGAGGGGGAGGGGGAGACACCUGUUUCCUCCGCUCCCGUUCGCUAGAUCAUUAUUUAAGCGUUCUAGAUGCAUUAAUCGAGGCUGGUAUUUAUGCAAUCGGUGGUGUUAAUUAGAAUAUUUGCACGUUUGCCACUCACUCACGGGAAACACCUUAACGCGGCCCCCGCCUGUCGAUACAUGUACAAGGUUCGACCCUCGACUGGUGACUGGUCAGUAAAGAUUUUUCUUUUUCAAUCUUGUCAAUCUCAAUACGCAAGGGAAGCAACACUGGUAUUCUCCGUAACGGCGAUACGCCUGUCUUAAAUCUUAGCGAGGAUUGCCUGUCCGUAAAUUUGUUUGAAAACUUUAUGUAAAGUAUUUUCACGAGGCGUUUCAAAGUGGCAUUUUUUCUUAACUGAAUUUGAGGAGACGUCAACGAGGGUACUGAUUUCCUCGAAAAGUGUUAGUCGUAAUUUCCUUUUUCUCAUGCUUGUGUGGUCGGUCGGAUUAUAAAAUGUUAUAUGAUAAAAAAGCAAAAAAAAUAAAUAAAUGUCAAUAAUAUUGCGUGUAAAAGUCCAAGUGUGUGAGAAUGUGCGUGUUUGGAGAUAGAUCUGAAACUUUGUACGGCGCUAUCGUAAACUUAUCAAUCAUUAUCGUGUUAUCACGUACAUACAGGCGCGUCGCUUCGCGCACGCGUUAAGGAAACAUCAAUUUUGCCGCGAGUACCGCGAUUUUCACUUGAUAUCGCGACGAAAAUCAUGCAAAUGAUUUAUUCAUUUACCCUUUCGUUGCAUUCUCUCCCUUGUGAACUUCGACCAAUGUAGACUAUUGUACUUUUUGAGGGGGAAAUACUCCUCUCAAUUCUUAUUCAACAAACCGCUGCCGCUGAUUCCUCUCUUCACACGUUCCAAGUCACCAGUUAAGCGUCAAACUUCCCCACUUUCGGAUCUAUAAGAUUUUCCCUACGUACGCAACUUCGAUUAGGAAAAGACCUCGAGUUUCCGAAUAACGUUUCACUGAGGAGUUCUUCUCCCUACGAUCGUCGAUCGAGUAAAGUGCGGAAUACUGUCGCACUGGGGGAUUUUUUCGCGGAUUUUUACCUGACAUUUCGAUCGACGAAUACUAUACGAAUAUAUGAAUACACGAGUGCAAGGAAUGAGAGUGAAAGCGAGAACGAACGAGAGAGAGAGAGAGAGAGAGAGAGAAAGAAAGAGAUGUGUUGAUAAGCGAGAAUUAUGUGUGACACAUAUUGAGGCAGAAAAUGUUAAUGAACAUUACUGCUAAGUACUGAGAGAGAGAGAGAGAGAGAGAGAAUUCAGGUGAAGUGAAAUCUUAUACAUAAUAAUUAUUGAAGUGUAAAUUGUGUUUGGUUGUAUUUUGUGUUAUACGCCUCUGAUGCUGAAUAUAAUGGAAAUUCAAUCAA